GCGGUUUAGCAUCCAGAAUGAAGAUUUACAUCAGUCUCGCAGUAUUACUGUUGGGUCACUUUUCGGAAUCAGCGAACAACCAAUGUGGAGUACCGCAGGGUACCUGUGGCAUGGUGUGCCAAGGGUGCACCAGAAUACGUGUUUGUCCGGUUAUCGGGGAGCCACUAGUACUAAAUUGUCUAAACUACAAAUUCUGUAACACGUUGACGACUGCACCAUUUGUGGGAUGCGGAGAUGUUGUCCCGAUAGGCUGUGAAAUGCUGACGACAACGAUGUCUCCAGUCACUCCAACGGUAUUACCUAGUACCACGGAGCCGUCUACUAUGCAGCCUUCUUCAGCUGAACCUGGUACACAAGAACCAUCCACAGUGGAACCAAGUACACAGGAGCCAUCUUCCGUGCAGCCCUCAUCAAUAGUUCCAAGUACGCUAGAGACACCCACAGCAGAACCAAGCACUCAAGUACCAUCAACAAUUGAACCGUUGACACCAGAACCGUCAACUGUUGAACCAAGUACUGAAGUUCCGCCAACGGAAGUACCAUCCACGAUAGAUCCAAGUACACAAAAACCACCUACAGUAGAACCUACACCGGCGGAACCAACUACUCAGGCUCCAUCUACAGUACAGCCAUCUUCCGUUGAACCAAGUACACAGAAACCGGCAGAACCAACUACGGCAAUUCCCUCCACCGCCGAACCAAGUACACCUGAGCCAUCCACAGGGGAACAAAGUACCCAAAACCCGACUUCUCCGCUACCUUCUACAGCAGAUCCAAGUACUCUGGAGCCGUCCACUGCACAGUCUUCUACAGCUGAACCCAUUACACAAGAACCAACCACUGUCAAAUCAAGCACUGAAGCACCAUCGACUCCAGAACCAUCAACGGCAGAACCAAGUACUAAGGAGCCAUCAACUCCGCAACCAAGUACAGUUACACCGCCCCCCGUGAUUACUCCAAGUCCAGACACCAUUUUUUGUACCGGAACGGGUAUCUACCCGGAUCCCUACGACUGCACAAAGUAUCAUUUUUGCAAAGCAACGAAUGGUUAUUCAGCGAUACAAAGAUGCCCACCCAUAUACGUAUUCAAUCAAGUUUGGGCAGGCAGUAGUGGGUCUCCCUGUAUACCAUUCAUGAAUACGCCAUUCUAUUGUGUCAAGCUCAAUUGUACGGAAAGCCCGUCAGUGAAGCGGUAUGGUGCAAGUACGAAAUACUACGCGAACUGUAGCACCAACAGCACAACGGGAGAAAGCAAAUUAUUGAUAUACAAAUGCGACGACGGAGAAUCUUUUAAUGGAGCGGAGUGUGUGUAUACAUGUCCCAAUGAAGGGCUUUUUCCCAAGAUUGCGGAUCCCAAUAAAUAUUACCGGUGCUCCUGGUUUGGAGGUCAGCUGAUGAAUAGUGAGGAGAGUUGUCCUCCCAAAAAACUUUUCGACGUAAACGUUAAGGCCUGUCGUACGCCCAAGGUUACAUAACACAACUGGACUAUUGAUAAAGAAAACAUCUGGCGAAGAAGUAAGUAACUGAGUGUAGAUAAUGUUGGAAAACAAAUAAAUAAACGAAAUGCAAUAUGAAUAUUAUAAGUCAA
Messenger RNA from Toxorhynchites rutilus septentrionalis, 1588 nucleotides. RefSeq names its product salivary glue protein Sgs-3-like. Bases 18 to 1475 code for a protein of 485 amino acids. The record is from RefSeq and is a predicted model, not a curated record. Gene Ontology annotation, molecular function: chitin binding. NCBI's taxonomy places the organism in Eukaryota, Metazoa, Arthropoda, Insecta, Diptera, Culicidae. The transcript has a single exon. Gene Ontology annotation, cellular component: extracellular region.